AUGGGUGUGCGUGCGUACUGGCAACCCGGUUUAAAGCCCUUGGAGAAACUCACCACAGUUCCCUGGUCGGUAAUGAGUGUUCAAGGUGCUAACAUAAUCAAAGAUCAGUCUGUGGACCUCUGCCAGCGGAGCACAAUGAGCCUGAGCACCAGUGAGCUGGAGGACCUGUGGGAGUCCUUGACCUCCAGCGACUUCAACAUCUCUGAGCACCUGGGCAACAUAUCCAGUGUGGACACAACCGUGUGCGCCACGACCUUCAACCGCAGCGCCCUCCUCACCUCCAUGUGCGUGCUCUACUCCUUCAUCUUCAUCAUCGGUCUGGCCGCCAACGCGCUCGUCCUCUGGGUCAACAUCCGUGCGCAGCGAGAUUCCACCCCUCGCCAUGAGACGCACAUGUACAUCGCAAACUUGGCCGUGGCAGAUCUGUGCGUGUGCGCCACUCUGCCCAUAUGGGUUAGCUCCCUGGCGCAGCACGGUCACUGGCCCUUCGGAGAGAUGGCCUGCAAGCUCACACACUUGAUGUUUUCGGUCAACCUCUUCGGCAGCAUCUUCUUCCUGGCGUGCAUGAGCGUUGACCGGUAUUUCAGUGUAGCCAAGCACGGGGACAGCGAUGGCGGCGUGAGGCGGAAGCUGAUUCGCCGUGCGGCUUGUGUGGGGGUGUGGUUGUUGGCUUUUGUCGCCAGCUUGCCCGACACCUACUUCCUGCGCAUGGUCAAAUCUUCCCAUGGGGAUUUGAUGCUGUGUAGGCCGGUGUAUCCGGAAGAAAACCCGAGAGAUUGGAUGGUUGGCGUUCAGUUGAGCUUCAUCCUGCUUGGCUUUGUCCUCCCGUUUCCAGUUAUUGCCGUCUUCUACACUCUUUUAGCCCGCACGUUCAAACGCUCCUCCUCCGCAGCAGCAGAGUCAACCAGUGUGGAGCAAGAGCGUCGCAUCAGUCGAAGAGUCAUUUUAGCGUACAUCAUCGUCUUCCUCGGAUGCUGGGGCCCCUACCACAGUGUCCUUUUCGCGGAUGCUCUUUCUCAACUUGGUCUACUUCCUCUCAACUGCUGUUUAGAGAACGUCCUGUAUGUGGCGCUGCACCUAACCCAGUGUCUGUCCCUGCUCCACUGCUGCUUCAACCCCAUCCUCUACAACUUCAUCAACAGGAACUACCGCUACGACCUCAUGAAGGCCUUCAUCUUUAAAUACUCCACACGGACAGGGUUGGCGAGGUUGAUCGAAACAUCCAACGUAUCCGACGCAGAGUAUUCAGCCGUGGCUGUGGACAACCCGCCCCAAAUCUAA
Knipowitschia caucasica is the source of this 1281-nucleotide messenger RNA. Lineage: Eukaryota; Metazoa; Chordata; Actinopteri; Gobiiformes; Gobiidae. The record is from the annotation of a GenBank genome assembly.